Molecule: messenger RNA, 601 nt
Organism: Thrips palmi
Lineage: Eukaryota; Metazoa; Arthropoda; Insecta; Thysanoptera; Thripidae
Gene: UQCR-11
Product: cytochrome b-c1 complex subunit 6, mitochondrial
Exons: 3
Coding region: 138-410 (90 amino acids)
Biological process (GO): mitochondrial electron transport, ubiquinol to cytochrome c
Source: RefSeq, a predicted model, not a curated record
ACAUGUGACCAGUUUUGACCAAGGGGAAGAAGGGAGGAGAGGGGUGGAGAGGAAGGGGGCACUUUUAGCAGACAGGAGCAGAGGUCUUCCAGCACUGAGGGUCGUCAAGUACGAAGGAUUUUAAGUAAACCAGCAACAUGUCUUGGCUUGGGAACUUCUUGGCCAACCGAUUCCUCAUUAAGGCUAAGGCACAGGCCGAGGAUGAAGACAUUGUAGAUCCUCAGGAGACACUCAAGGAGAAGUGCCGCGCCAACCCAAAGUGUGUCAGUCUCCAUGAGAAAUUGGAAACAUGCAAUGCCAGAGUUCGUAGCAAAAAACAAACUACUGAAACAUGUGCUGAAGAACUGUACGAUUGGUUCCACUGUGUUGACCAUUGUGUAUCCCACGACCUGUUUAAGCAGCUGAAGUAGAGAUCAAAUAUUGUAAUUAGUUUGAUAGACUUAUGGAAACAGCCAUAGUCAAAUUGUGUACAGUGCAUUCAAACACUAAGGAAUAUUUUGUUCUUCACCUCACCAUCCUGAUUUUUAGCAGUCAAUACUGCGAAUGUAAUUAUAAAGUAUAAAUUGAAUAAAACAUUACUUCGGCUUUAAAUGGCUUGAAA